Seminavis robusta is the source of this 1296-nucleotide messenger RNA. NCBI's taxonomy places the organism in Eukaryota, Bacillariophyta, Bacillariophyceae, Naviculales, Naviculaceae. The record is from the annotation of a GenBank genome assembly.
AUGAACGCAUCGAUUGGAAUGGCUCUACGCCGAGGAGUGCGACCAGCGGCUCUUUACAGCUUCAAGAGCCACACGCACCGGUUGUCGGUCGCCGCGACCAUUCUGCUUAGCCUCCCAUUCCUUUUCGUUGUGGCUGGAGGUCUCCGGCAGAUGACGUCGUCAUUGGCCCAAUUUCCCGAUCGACGACCCCAGCGACGACUUCAGGGGCCACCACUAACCAAUGACGGUAUCAGGGAUGCGGUCGACUUGUGGCAUUCCAACCGAAUCGGGGCUGAAGCUACCUAUGGUUUGAUGAGCCAGUGGGAUACCUCCCAAGUUACAGACUUCAGCCGUCUCUUUGAAGGAAGGGUCACCUUCAACAAUCCUGAAAUCUUGGCGUGGGAUACCUCUCGAGUCGUUGACUUUAGCUUCAUGUUUGCUGGGUGCCGGGCAUUCAACCAGAAUCUAGAGUCGUGGGACUUUUCAUCGGCUCGAUCCUUUCAUGCCAUGUUCAACGGGGCUGUGUCAUUCCAACAGGACAUGGUGGCCGGAGGCUGGACCCAAACCGCCAACGUGACCAUAACAGGCGCCAUGCUCAAGGGUGCAACAAGUUGGAAUGGAAAUGUCAGUGGGCUCGAUACAAGGAACGUGGUGGACUUAAAUAUGAUGUUCUAUGGAGCCCAUUCCUUUCAAGGCGCUGGCAUUGAAAGCUGGAAUGUCGGAAAAGCGGAAAGACUGGACCGCCUGUUUAUGGGUGCCUCUGCCUUCAACGGCGCGAUCGGUUCGUGGGCUCCCCGCAGUGCGACGACUAUGCACAGCAUGUUUGAGGAUGCUCUUCUCUUUUCGCAAGACAUCCGUCACUGGAUGCUCACGGCCGACCUGAUCAACAUGUCCAGCAUGUUUCGACACGCCCGUUCCUUUGACUACGAUCUGUGUUGGUCCACCGUCAAUCCUCGUGUCAUGGCUUCCGAUAUGUUUUGUGGCAGCCCCGGAUCAUUGGACGAGGCAUGCUAUAAUCCAUCGGUAGUGACGUGGUCCAAGAGUUGUGAUGCUGCAGAUGGAGACUUUGUUGCUUUCUACGGGGACAGCCACAUCGACAGUGCUCCCACUGGGAUGACAACAGGGAUCAACAAUGAAGUUUUGAUGGAAGCCGGGGCAAGUGCUGAAAGUGACCAUGAUGUGUUCUCGGCAAACCCCCAAAUGCGAGUAGUCGCCGCCGCCACGUCUUCCGCCAACGCAACAAUUCAAUCCUUGUAUCUGAUCUUUAUACUGCUUGUCGUGAUCUACACGAAUGGCUCGAUCUUCCCCGUGUAUUAG